Molecule: messenger RNA, 3072 nt
Organism: Aaosphaeria arxii CBS 175.79
Lineage: Eukaryota; Fungi; Ascomycota; Dothideomycetes; Pleosporales
Exons: 3
Coding region: 74-2971 (965 amino acids)
Biological process (GO): proteolysis
Molecular function (GO): serine-type endopeptidase activity
Source: RefSeq, a predicted model, not a curated record
UGCUGCAUCUUGUCCCCUUGCCAAAUGGAUGCAUCAUCAAUCGCGAUGAAGAUACACAUCGAACGAGAAUGAGAUGGAGUUUUCAGCUACGAGAGCACGUGAAAGAAAAGUCCCAGCCAACGAUCCAGCGACAGGACUCGUAAAGCAAACGACAGCAACGCUUCAAGAAAUCGCACAGUACCUGACGACACAAAAGACGCAUCGCGAGGUUCGCGCUUUUGGCUAUCAUCUAUUAGCUUACUGUCAUAUUGUCAUCGACUAUGCCCAACAACUUGAAGCUGCCCCUGAGAAUACUCUAGCACAUACCAUUCUGCAAUUUUACGAAUCUUUGGUCACAACUACUGUCGACUGGAGUUCGCUAGGGCUUGAGAACUCCAAUUGCUAUCCCCGAAUACAAGCUCUUCACAGAUGGUGGGGAAGGACACCUCAGGAUUUACAUGAAUGGCCAAAAUACAUCAAUGUCGAGGCCCGUAUCGACACAAGUGCAUUCUUGAAAUCUCUGGACGAGUGGGAGACUGUUAUCAAGAAUAAAUCUCUGGAUUACAAUUCAUCUACAAAGUAUGGACAGCGGAACAAGAUUUCGAAAAGCUUUGUUCUUGAAAUACCUAAAGCAGCGACAUCCCUGUUUCAGACUUUGUCGACUACGGUCAAUGCGACAUGUAAAUGCCAUAAAUCGAAAGAUUUCAAUGCACGCAUUGGCCUCAGCACUCACCGAAAGUCAUUGUCCGAUGAUGGGCCCGACUUUGAUAUGUUUUGGAGUUUCGGCAAUGUGGAACAGUCAAAACUAGAAAAAUGGCUAGAAGCACAUGUUCAAGUGUCCGAAUUACCAGUAUAUUCCCCUAAGACACAUGAACCUACUGUGCGAUUUCAAUUGCCUUCGGUCAAAACAUCAGCGCACAUUGAAAGAUGCCCAAGCAAUUACAAGCGUACAAAAACCAUAUGUGCGCCGAUGAGCAUUCGCAAUAAAGCCACCUCAAAAUGUCUAGAAAUGACGUUGGAAGAAGAUUCAUUGCUUUGGAAAUUCCCUCCUACCAAAAGACGCAAGAACUUUGACCGGUUCGAUGACCGAAAACCCGCUGUCACCCUUCGAGAUAUCAUCGCAAAUAAUACCGAAUCUUUGAGCAGAAAAAGUAUCGGGAUAAUAUCGAUUCUGAUCAGCUACUCUGUGUUGCACUUCAGCGAUACUCCUUGGUUACAGCAGAAUUGGGACUCUCGAGAUGUUUUGUUCUUCUAUACGUCUUCGAAAGCUGUGCCAAUCAAGCCUUAUCUUCAGGUGCGGCUUACGGAAAACCCGUCCAAUGGCUCUUCCCAUUCAUCCGACACAGACAUAAUCAUUGAAGAUAACUUUGACGAUGAUUUGACGUCGCAUCCAUUUCCAAUCGCCGUUUCAUUGGCCAUUGUGCUCCUAGAGCUAUAUUUAGGGAAACCUUUCCCAACGUUGACGCAUCAAUAUGACGCGGAGUGGCGGGAUGAAGGGAUGCUGAAUAAUUGGAUGACAGCUGCCUCUUUGUUCGAUAACUAUGAGGCCGGAAAUCAGGAUAAGGUAUCAGAGAAUCCAGGAUUCCAUCAUGCAAUCAAGCAGUGCUUGAAUCAGGCAUUUUGGUUAGACGAUACUGGUAAACGAUAUACUGACACGAAGUUGAGGGAAAUGAUUUACCGUCACAUAAUACUGCCAUUAGAGGAAGAGUUCAGUAAAGCUUUUGCCUAUGUCAAAGUGGAGGAACUUGAUGCAUAUGCAUGGGACGUGGAUCUCAAGUACGGACAUGAGAUAUCGGACUCUCACAUAUGCAGUAAUAUUGUUCAUUGUAUAUGUAAAGCUCAGAAUACGGCAUCGGCUUGCUUGAUGUCUUGUCGAAAUGACUUUGGGGAAAUUCGACUCGAAAUGGGGGCAAGAAGAACUGUCAUUCCCGGCCAGAUAAAAUCUAGUAAGGUCAGCCAUUCAGGUGGGGUAUUCCAUGACGAUACGACGCCAGAUGAGGGUUGUACAGAAUUGCAAUGUACGGGAUAUGCAGCUUGGAAGAACGAAUUUGAGAAUGUGUAUUUCGAGUUUAUAACAAGGCCGAUGAGCAAAUCCUUUGUUCCACCACCUGUCAAGAUUGCUAUCCUAGACACGGGCGCAGAUCGGUACCAUCCUAAAUUACGAACCGGCAACAUACAGGACUGUCGAAAUUUUGUACCAGGCCAAGAUAUCAACGAUAUUUCGGAUAAUUCAGGUCACGGAACACAUAUUACCGGUAUUUUCAUCGACUAUGUACAACAUGCGGAAAUAUAUAUGGCGAAGAUCUCAGGCGACGACAAACUUGACCCACGAGUCAUUGCCCAGGCAAUCAAAUAUGCUGUGGACGAAUGGGAAGUUGAUGUCAUAUCGAUGUCUCUGGGCUUCUCCAUGCGAGUGGAUGGAUAUGAAGACCUUGAAUGUGCAAUCAAGUAUGCGGACGACUCAGCUCUCAUAUUCGCUGCUGCCUCAAACGGAGGUGGUAACACUACACGAGACUAUCCUGCACGAGACAAGCAUGCCUUCUGCAUUCAUUCAACUAAUGCUUAUGGCAACCGAUCAGACUUCAGUCCAACAGCUCUGGAGAACGCAUGCAACUUUGCGACCAUCGGAGAGGCGGUCCGUUCAGCUUGGCCAGAAAGUCUAUAUACUCAUACAGGGAAAAUGUGGGACAGAACAUUCGAGCUCCAUAAGUCAGGGACUUCAUUCGCUACUCCAAUAGCAGCCAGUAUAGUAGCCUUCAUACUGCUAUUUGCUAAGUUGCAUCUCCAGGACGACGAUGUGGAAAGCCUUAAAAGGCAUUCAACGAUGGAGUCGAUUCUUCUUGAGAUAAGUGCGCCGAAACGAGGUGUUAAGAAGCGCGACGAAUAUGAUUAUCUCCAUUUGAGUCGACAUCCUCAUAAUUUCUUCUCAUUGAACGAGGAUGUAGAAUCGAUCAAAAGCAGGAUUCGGGCAAUAAUUCGGUCCUCCGGGUGAUAUAAUUAUAUGCAGUGGGUGUAAUUUAUACAGUAAACGACUAUUAUGCAGUCAUCCUAAAAUUCAAUCUGCAAAGUCUGGAGUAAUUUGACCUGUAUGAG